AUGACCCCGAACCUGCGCACCGCGCUCAUUUUCGGCGGCUUCAUCUCCCUGAUCGGCGCCGCCUUCUACCCCAUCUACUUCCGGCCCAUAAUGCGGCUGGAGGAAUACCGUGAGUGA
This is a messenger RNA of Lipotes vexillifer (Yangtze River dolphin), 117 nucleotides long. RefSeq names its product small integral membrane protein 20 (gene SMIM20). Lineage: Eukaryota; Metazoa; Chordata; Mammalia; Artiodactyla; Lipotidae. The transcript has a single exon. Gene Ontology annotation, biological process: mitochondrial respiratory chain complex IV assembly. Gene Ontology annotation, cellular component: mitochondrial inner membrane. The record is from RefSeq and is a predicted model, not a curated record. Bases 1 to 117 code for a protein of 38 amino acids.